GUUCAGAAACUUUGAUACCAAUCAUUCUACAUCGCCGUAAAACAGUUGCUAGCUUCCAACAGUGCAAAGUAAAAGUAAAAUCCAACUGAAAUGGCUGCUUCUUUAUUUUCCGUUACCUUAACCACCAAAAUCACUUCUUCAACCCACCACAAAUCCCAUAAUUCCCAAAUUACCCAUCUCCGAUUCAAACCUUCCCCUAUUCGUACCCUCCUUCACUUCGAACACAAACCAAUUAGCCUCCGUACCAACGCCGUCUCAGUCCAAUGCCUCUUCACCGGCCUCGUCGAAGAAAUCGGCACCGUCAAGCAAAUCGGAGCGUCCCCUGACGGCGGUUUCGACUUAAAGGUCAACGCAAAGACAGUUCUCGACGGCAUCAAUCUCGGCGACAGCAUCGCCGUCAACGGCACAUGUCUCACCGUGACAGAAUUCGACACGAAAGCUUCCGAUUUCACCGUCGGUUUAGCCCCGGAGACGCUGCGAAAAACUUCCCUUUCCGAAUUGGAAGCCGGAUCGCAGGUGAAUCUCGAAAGGGCGGUGACUCCGGUUACUCGAAUGGGCGGACAUUUUGUGCAGGGUCACGUGGAUGGCACGGGGGAGAUUGUUUCUAUGGUUCCUGAAGGGGAUUCUCUGUGGGUGAAAGUUAGGGUUGAGAAGGAAAUGCUGAAAUACAUUGUUCCCAAAGGAUUUAUUGCCGUGGAUGGGACUAGUUUGACUGUGGUUGAUGUUUUUGAUGAUGAAGUUUGUUUUAAUUUCAUGCUGGUUGCUUAUACUCAGGAGAAGAUUGUUGUUCCUUUGAAGAAAGUUGGUCAGAAGGUGAAUCUUGAAGUUGAUAUUCUUGGGAAGUAUGUGGAGAGGCUUCUCAGUAGCGGGUUUGUUUCCUCCAUUGCAGCAAAGGUAUCGAUGUCUUGAUCUAAGAAGGCAGCAAAUGAAUUGUAACAUAUUGCUGUGGCAUAAAGUGGUUAAACUCAUACGAAGACAUCUAGAAGACAUACAUGGUUUUGUGGAGGUAGAUUGAAACUCCAAUACUGUCGAGAUCCACACCAGAAGGUGCCCGAGAUUAUUUAGUUCCAUCAAGAG
Messenger RNA from Lathyrus oleraceus (garden pea), 1077 nucleotides. Its product is annotated as riboflavin synthase. Gene Ontology annotation, biological process: riboflavin biosynthetic process. The transcript is spliced from 3 exons. Bases 91 to 909 code for a protein of 272 amino acids. The record is from RefSeq and is a predicted model, not a curated record. Gene Ontology annotation, molecular function: riboflavin synthase activity. Lineage: Eukaryota; Viridiplantae; Streptophyta; Magnoliopsida; Fabales; Fabaceae.